Solea solea (common sole) is the source of this 2485-nucleotide messenger RNA. RefSeq names its product plastin 1 (I isoform) (gene pls1). Gene Ontology annotation, biological process: actin filament network formation; actin filament bundle assembly. The transcript has 16 exons. Bases 185 to 2089 code for a protein of 634 amino acids. The record is from RefSeq and is a predicted model, not a curated record. Lineage: Eukaryota; Metazoa; Chordata; Actinopteri; Pleuronectiformes; Soleidae. Gene Ontology annotation, molecular function: actin filament binding; calcium ion binding. Gene Ontology annotation, cellular component: cytoplasm; actin filament bundle; actin filament.
UUCCGUGCCUCUGCUGAGUGACUCCUCCUAAGAGAGAUAAUCACCUCUCCAGCCUCUCUGGGAUCCAGCUUCCUCUUUGCUCAGGUCUCCAGCUUCCCAGACCAGAGGGAUCUGCACUGAGGGGCUUGGAACUCAAGACAGGACACACAGGCUCUUAUGAAAGGUGCUUGAAGCAGAAGCCACCAUGGCGAACCAUGUCACACAGAUUUCCCGAGAUGACCUGGAAGAACUCAGAGAGGCCUUUGAUAAAAUUGAUAUUGACAACAGCGGAUUCGUGAGUGACUUUGAGCUUCAGGAGCUGUUCAGAGAGGCAAGCUUCUCCCUGCCGGGCUACAAGGUGCGAGAGAUCAUCGAGACCUUCAUGGCUGGAGACACCAACAAGGAUGAGAAGAUCAGCUUUGAAGAGUUUGUUUCUAUCUAUCAGGAGCUGAAGAGCAAGAAGUUCAGUGAGACGUUUAGGAAAACCAUCUCAAGGAGAGAUGGCAUCCAAUCUUUUGGUGGAAUGUCCAGGAAAUCCAGUGAGGGAACCCAACACUCUUACUCUGAUGAGGAGAAGGUGGCUUUUGUAAACUGGAUCAACAAAGCUUUGGCCAAAGAUCCUGACUGUGAUCAUCUGCUACCCAUGGACCCCAGCGGCGAAAGCCUCUUCGCCUCUGUCCGCGAUGGCAUCCUGUUAUGCAAAAUGAUCAACCUGUCUCAGCCUGACACCAUCGAUGAAAGAGUCAUCAACACCAAGAAACUCACCACGUUCAAAAUGACUGAGAAUCUCAUCCUGGGUCUGAACUCAGCCUCAGCCAUCGGCUGCACGGUGGUGAACAUCGAUGCCCAUGAUCUGAUGGCCGGAAAACCCCAUCUGGUCUUGGGACUUCUGUGGCAGAUUAUCAAAGUGGGCCUGUUUGCUGAUAUAGAAAUCAGCAAGAACGAAGGUCUCUAUGGGCUCCUGAAAGAGGGAGAAGAACUGGACCAUCUGCUGUCUCUCUCUCCUGAGGAGCUGCUGCUCCACUGGGUCAACCAUCAUCUGCGCAACGCAGGAACCCAGCCAAUCAGUAACUUCAGUGGAGACAUCAUGGACUCGCGGGCCUACUUCUACCUGCUGGACCAGAUCUCAUCCCAUGAAGAGAACAACAAGAUGAGAAUCAAAAUCGACAUGAGCGGCCUAAAUGAGCCUGAUUUGGAGGAGAGGGCAGAGCUGAUGCUGCAGCAGGCGGCCCGGCUGGACUGCAGACAGUUUGUGUCUCCGCAGGAUGUCACGUCUGGAAACAGCAAACUCAACCUGGCCUUUGUGGCCAAUCUGUACAACAUGCACCCCGCCUUGCAGAGAAGUCAGGCCAACAGAAAUGGCAUAGAGAUUGCACACAUAGCAGGCGAGUCCAGAGAAGAGAAAACAUUUCGCAACUGGAUGAACUCUCUAGGUGUCGCUCCGUAUGUCAAUCAUCUGUACUGUAACCUGCGUGACGGCUUGGUGAUUUUGCAGCUUUAUGAAAAGGUCCAUGUGCCUGUGAAUUGGAGUAAAGUCAACCAUCCACCUUAUCCUGUCCUGGGUGCAAAUAUGAAGAAGCUGGAGAACUGUAACUAUGUAGUGAAGCUGGGCAGAGAUGUAGCACACUUCUCUCUGGUUGGUAUCGGAGGAGAAAACAUCAACAAUGGCAGUCCUUUGCACACUCUGGCACUUGUCUGGCAGCUCAUGAGGAGGUACACAGUGCAGGUUUUGUCAGAUCUGGGUGAUGGAGAAAAGAUUGGAGAUCAGAUCAUCCUUAACUGGGUCAACACCACUCUGAGCCAGAAACGCAAGGACUCACAGAUCAGCAGCUUUAAGGACAAACUGAUCAGCACCAGUCUCCCAGUGGUUGACCUGAUUGAUGUCAUUGCUCCUGGUACAGUCAAGUGGGACAUGGUGAAGAGAGCAGAGAAUGGACGGCUGAAAGAUGAAGAUAAACUCAACAAUGCCAAGUAUGCGAUCUCAUUGGCCCGUAAGAUCGGAGCUCGUGUUUAUGCACUGCCUGAUGAUUUGGUCGAGGUGAAACCCAAGAUGGUGAUGACGCUGUUCGCUUGCCUCAUGGGCCAUGGUAUGAAAAAGGCCAAACCCUGAAAAACAACGGAAAAUACAGACAUGAACAAACCUGGGAACCAGCCACCAAUAUUAUUCAUGACAGCAUUAUACUUCCAUUGGCUUCAUUUCUUCUUUUUUUCAGCGUUCAUCAUCUUUGUAAAUCCGCUGACCUUGUUGUGAUCACUCAAAAGAGGCAUUUAGAUUCUAAUAAGUAUUAAGUAUCCUGUAUUGUACAAUUAUUUGUGUCUUUUUCUAUAAGAAAAAAUAUAUAAUUUCUCAUUCACAAAGUGAACUGUUUGUGUAUCUGUGAUUUAACAUAAUCAACGAAUCGCUCUUUGCUAUUUACUCCUUGCCUCAUGUUUUUCUCCUAUCAGCAAUGCUGUAAAUGUUGUGCACUGAUGUUGCUAUUUAAUUAUUAAAAAAAUGUUGACUGGA